AUGAGAUGUUCUCAUUUGCCUGAAGAUUCGCAACCUAGCUGUACCACACCAAACAGCCCUAGCUACUGUUUCCUGGCAGGUGAUCAUCGAGUGAAUGAAAACCCAACCCUUCAGAGCAUGCACACCAUCUUUGUGAGAGAACACAACCGUAUAGCUAAAAAACUGCAAGACCUGAACUGCGAUUGGAGUGAUGAGAAAACUUUCCAGGAAACCAGAAGGAUAGUUGGGGCUAUCAUGCAGAAAAUCACGUACGAUGAGUACUUGCCUAUCAUUUUGGGUGCGAACGCUAUGGCCAAGUAUGGCUUACGAAUUGGAUCUGGGACUGCUUACGCCAACGUCUACAACACAUCGAUAGACCCCAGCAUCAGGAACGCCUUCGCUACUGCGGCUUUCAGGAUGGGACACUCCAUGAUCCACAGCAGCUUCUCCAGCUUCAGCUCUUCACAUAGUUUUCUCGGGGAGGACGUACUAAGCGAGAUCUUCGGUAACACGAGUCUCAUUCUGAACGUCAACAACAGGAAGGUUGGUCAUUUCUGCAGAGGCCUGGUUAAGGACAGUGUCCAGACUGUAGAUCGCAAACUGACACAGGAGGUUACGGACAGGUUGUUUGUUGACAGUAAUGGAAAUAGUCUGGACUUGGCAGCUCUCAACAUCCAGAGAGGAAGAGACCACGGGCUCCCGUCUUACACCAAGUGGAGGGAGUUCUGUAAUGUUCCAAAAGCUGCAUCCAUCUCCGAUCUCUCCACUACCACUCACACAACAGAUGCGGCAUCUCUACUGGAGGAAGCAUAUGAUCACGUCGACGACAUCGACCUGUUCCCUGGGGCUCUGUCGGAGACACCUGUUGCAGGAGGACUUCUGGGUCCCACAUUCACCUGUCUCCUGGGGAAACAGUUCCAGGCACUGAAGAAAGGAGACCGAUUCUGGUUUGAAGAAAACAACGCCAAUGUUAAAUUCACUCGUUGUACGUAA
Molecule: messenger RNA, 972 nt
Organism: Haliotis rubra (blacklip abalone)
Lineage: Eukaryota; Metazoa; Mollusca; Gastropoda; Lepetellida; Haliotidae
Product: thyroid peroxidase-like
Exons: 4
Coding region: 1-972 (323 amino acids)
Biological process (GO): response to oxidative stress
Molecular function (GO): heme binding; peroxidase activity
Source: RefSeq, a predicted model, not a curated record